Ipomoea nil (Japanese morning glory) is the source of this 543-nucleotide messenger RNA. RefSeq lists its product as uncharacterized. Lineage: Eukaryota; Viridiplantae; Streptophyta; Magnoliopsida; Solanales; Convolvulaceae. The transcript is spliced from 2 exons. The coding region runs from base 1 to 543 and encodes 180 amino acids. The record is from RefSeq and is a predicted model, not a curated record.
AUGGCUACUUUGGCUGAGUUCCAACAUCUGGAGGAAACCCUGAAUAAUAUGGAGGCUCAGGAUGAUGCUUACUGGAGGCAGAGAGCUAAACAUCACUGGCUUAAAAAUGCUAAUGCCAGUGCAAAGUUCUAUCACAGGUAUGCCUCUCAUCGUAGAAAAAAGAAUAUUUUGUCUAAGCUUAUGAAUGAUGAUGGGGAGUGGGUAGAAGGGAGUGCCAUGCAGAAUGUUGUUCUUGACUAUUUUGGUAAAAUAUUUUGUUCUAGUAGCCUGGUAAAUGGGGAGCCAUUUUUUCAAAAAGUAGCGCCAUGGGUUACCCAGGCUCAGAAUGAAAUGUUGCUACGACCUUUUGAGAUAGCUGAGGGGGGAUUUUUCAGAUUUUAUAUUGAAUUGUUUGAAUACGUGCUCUUCGCCCCUGAUUUGAAUAAUAUGGAUGUCGUGUUGAUCCCUAAGAAAACUACACCUGAGCUGGUCACAUAUCUAAGGCCUAUAGCAUUAAGUAAUGUGGUAUACAGGGUGAUGGCUAAGAUGAUACCCACAGAAUGA